This is a messenger RNA of Zasmidium cellare ATCC 36951, 339 nucleotides long. RefSeq lists its product as uncharacterized. The coding region runs from base 1 to 339 and encodes 112 amino acids. The record is from RefSeq and is a predicted model, not a curated record. The transcript has a single exon. Lineage: Eukaryota; Fungi; Ascomycota; Dothideomycetes; Mycosphaerellales; Mycosphaerellaceae.
AUGCCAGAUACGGCAAGAGCAAGAGCGACGUUGUCGCACGAUGAUGCGUCUCGCUUGUAUGCUUGGGACGAAAAAAGCGCCAAAGUUUCUGCAGGCCGCCAGCGCCGGGCGAUGAUGCAUGGCUCGCCGCGCAUCACAUCACAGGGUCGUCGAGUCGCACGUGGGCUGGAGGGAGGCUCUUCUGUGUUCGCGGCUGAAGAGGAAGGAUGUAUCGUACAGAUUGACAGCGCAUGCAGUAUCGAAUCCCGCGUGGGAUGUUGGAUGACUGAACUUGCUAUCAGAGUUAUGUGUGAGAGCGCGGCAGUUUCGAUGUUGGUGGAGAGGGAAUCUGGAUGGUGA